Molecule: messenger RNA, 2982 nt
Organism: Onychomys torridus (southern grasshopper mouse)
Lineage: Eukaryota; Metazoa; Chordata; Mammalia; Rodentia; Cricetidae
Gene: Fzd6
Product: frizzled class receptor 6
Exons: 7
Coding region: 552-2675 (707 amino acids)
Biological process (GO): canonical Wnt signaling pathway; non-canonical Wnt signaling pathway
Cellular component (GO): plasma membrane
Molecular function (GO): Wnt receptor activity; Wnt-protein binding
Source: RefSeq, a predicted model, not a curated record
CCGCCGCUGCUGCCUCCGCCGCCGCCGCGAGCCCCAACCUGCCCGGCCGACCUGGCGGCGCAGUCUCGCGGGAUCGCCCAGCUCUCGCUCCCCGCGCGGCCCCGGAGGCGGUCGAGGCCCGGAGGCUGCCCCCCUCCCCACCCCACUUCACCCCGCCCGGGUCGCGUGAGGUGGCGGGGCCGCGCGACGCCGAGGGAGAGCCGCCCGAGGUGAGGCGCUCCGGGCCCGACGGGGCGAGCGGGCGAGCGGCGGCUGGCGCCGCAGGUGCGUCCCCUCCGGUCCCCGCAGGCCCCGGGACGCCGCUGCUCCGCUGCAGGCCGGGGACAGGUGCCCGGGCACGGGGCAGCGGGUUCAGGGGAGUCCCCACCCCGGGAGCUGCCGACGGAAGCAGUUGACCCAGAACUCAUUUUCAGGAAACGGCUUCCUUCAGAAUGGUCAAAAUAAUGGAAUGAGGCAUUUGGACGUUUUCUCUCUGAGCGAGAGUCUUCUGAUGAUGCAGGGAGUUGAAGAUUUAAUCCAAGCCAUGUGGUAAAGUCGGGGAUCUGAAGAAAAUGGAAAUGCCCCCGUUUCUGUGGCUGUGCCUUUUCCUACCCAUGGUAAGAGGACACAGCCUGUUCACCUGUGAGCCGAUCACUGUGCCCAGAUGUAUGAAAAUGGCCUACAACAUGACCUUCUUCCCUAACCUGAUGGGCCAUUACGACCAGGGAAUCGCCGCUGAGAAAAUGGAGCACUUUCUGCCUCUUGCAAAUCUGGAAUGUUCACCAAAUGUUGAAAUAUUCCUUUGCCAAGCUUUCAUACCAACAUGCACAGAGCAAAUUCAUGUGGUUCCACCUUGUCGUAAACUAUGUAAGACAGUAUAUUCUGACUGCAAAGACUUAAUUGACACUUUUGGGGUCCAGUGGCCUGAAGAACUUGAAUGUAACAGAUUGCCACACUGUGAUGACACUGGUCCCGUAACUCCUGAUCCACACACAGAGCUCCUUGGUCCUCAGAGGAAAACAGAACAAAUCCCAAGAAACAUUGGCUUUUGGUGCCCAAAGCAUCUGAAGGCUUCAGGAGAGCAAGGCUAUAAGUUCCUGGGAAUUGACCAGUGUGCCCCUCCGUGCCCCAACAUGUAUUUUAAAAGUGAUGAGCUGGACUUUGCCAAAAGUUUUAUAGGAAUAGUUUCCAUAUUUUGUCUUUGUGCAACUCUGUUCACAUUUCUUACAUUUUUAAUUGAUGUUAGAAGAUUCAGAUACCCAGAGAGACCAAUUAUAUAUUACUCUGUCUGCUACAGCAUUGUCUCUCUCAUGUACUUUGUUGGGUUUUUGCUGGGCAAUAGCACAGCUUGUAAUAAGGCAGACGAGAAGCUGGAGCUCGGGAACACAGUCGUUUUGGGCUCGAAGAAUAAGGCUUGCAGUGUGGUGUUUAUGUUUUUGUAUUUUUUCACAAUGGCUGGCACUGUGUGGUGGGUGAUUCUCACCAUUACUUGGUUCUUAGCUGCAGGAAGAAAGUGGAGUUGUGAAGCCAUUGAACAGAAGGCGGUGUGGUUCCACGCGGUUGCCUGGGGAAUGCCUGGCUUCCUGACUGUCACGCUGCUCGCUAUGAACAAAGUCGAGGGGGACAAUAUUAGCGGAGUUUGCUUCGUGGGCCUUUAUGACCUGGAUGCCUCUCGGUACUUUGUCCUCUUGCCUCUGUGCCUCUGUGUGUUUGUUGGGCUGUCUCUCCUUUUAGCUGGCAUCAUUUCCUUAAAUCAUGUUCGACAAGUUAUACAACAUGAUGGCCGAAACCAAGAGAAACUGAAGAAAUUCAUGAUUCGAAUUGGAGUCUUCAGUGGGCUGUAUCUUGUGCCCUUAGUGACGCUUCUUGGUUGCUAUGUCUAUGAGCUAGUGAACAGGAUCACCUGGGAGAUAACUUGGUUCUCCGAUCACUGUCGCCAGUACCGCAUCCCAUGUCCUUAUCAGGCAAACACAGAAGCUCGACCAGAAUUGGCUUUAUUUAUGAUAAAGUACCUGAUGACAUUAAUUGUUGGUAUCUCUGCGGUCUUCUGGGUUGGAAGUAAAAAGACAUGCGCAGAGUGGGCCGGGUUCUUUAAACGGAACCGCAAGCGAGACCCCAUCAGUGAAAGCCGGAGAGUGCUGCAGGAGUCCUGUGAGUUUUUCCUGAAGCACAAUUCCAAAGUGAAACACAAGCAGAAACACUACAAGCCAGGGUCACACAAGCUGAAGGUCAUUUCCAAGUCCAUGGGGACCAGCACAGGUGUGACGGCAGACCACGGCACCUCUGCCAUGGCAAUCGCCGACCACGACUACUUAGGACGAGAAACUUCCACAGAAGUCCAGACCUCCCCCGAAGUGUCCGUGAAGGAGGUGAGAGCAGACAGAGCAAAGGACCGGGACUGUGGAGAGCCUGCUUCCCCUGCAGUGUCCAGCUGCAAGCUGUCUGGGGAACAGAACGACAGGAAAGGCCGAGCGGGCAGCGUGAAGGAAAAAAGCAGUGUGUCGGAAGGGGCUCCGAGUGAAGGAAGGGUAAGUCCGAAGAGUGACAUCACUGAAACUGCCCUAAUGAAGAGCAGCAAUUUGCAGGUCCCCAGUUCUCCAGAACCAAGCAGCCUCAAAGGUUCCACAUCUCUGCUUGUUCACUCAGCUUCUGCAGUUAGAAAAGAGCAGGGUGCUGCCGGGCAUUCAGACACUUGAAGAAACUUUUCUCUCCUUACCCCGGAAGUCAGUUCUUAUUUUACUGGAGACGACAAUGCAUUUGUCUUUUUAAAACCACUGUUGAGCUGGGAGAGUAGUUCAGUGGGAGAACAUUCACCCAGAAUACUUGAGGUCCUGGGUUCAUCUUCCAGCCCUGCAAAAAGAAAAUUCACUGUUACAUUCUUCUUUUGCACUUAAACCAGCUUUGUCUACUGUCCAGCUGUUGGUUUGUUCGGUUGUUUCAAGACUGGGCAAAUCUGCGUAGCCCUGGCUGUCCUGGAACUCACUCUGUAGACCAGGCUGGCCU